This is a messenger RNA of Raphanus sativus (radish), 1309 nucleotides long. RefSeq lists its product as uncharacterized. Gene Ontology annotation, biological process: GPI anchor biosynthetic process. Gene Ontology annotation, molecular function: hydrolase activity, acting on ester bonds. Gene Ontology annotation, cellular component: endoplasmic reticulum membrane. Lineage: Eukaryota; Viridiplantae; Streptophyta; Magnoliopsida; Brassicales; Brassicaceae. The record is from RefSeq and is a predicted model, not a curated record.
AAAACGCAUCGUUUUGUUUAAAUAAAAGUUAAAAAAGUAAAAACACGUUUUGAUAUCUAUUGUGUUGUGGUUCUCUUUUGUUGCGAAGACCAGACUCUCUCGGAUUCGGAGAUGGCAGCACGUUACUGUACAUCCCUGUUUGUAGCGUUGUCAUGUCUUCUCAGUGUUUCUUACGCUAGUCCCGGCGAUGCUGAUCCAAGUUACAGGGCAUGUGUUAGAGAAUGCGAGGAAAGCGGUUGCGUUGGACAGUUAUGCUUUCCUCAGUGCAACUCUUCGUCGUCCAAAGGUGGUCCAUGGUACACACAAGAGCCUCUGUAUCUACAAUGGCAAAAGUGGGGCUGCCAAGGUGAUUGCCGUUAUCACUGUAUGGUUAACAGAGAGAAAGAACGCGAAACUCUCGGUCAUUCCCCACUCAAGUAUCAUGGUAAAUUUUUCAAGCGUCUCCUUGGGAUCCAGGAGCCUGCUUCUGUUGCUUUCUCCGUGCUAAACCUAGCCAUGCAUUUCCACGGCUGGCUCUCCUUCUUCGUUACGCUAUACUAUAAGUUGCCUCUCAAACAAGACAAGACUGCUUACUAUGAGUACGUCGGUUUGUGGCAUAUCUACGGUUUCGUGUCCAUGAACUCUUGGUUCUGGAGUGCAGUUUUCCACACUCGGGAUGUUGACAUCACAGAGAGGUUGAACUACUCAUCUGCGAUAGCCGUUCUUGGAUUCUCACUCAUUGUAUCCAUCUUAAGAACCUUUGAUGUUCGGGUCGAGGCUUCAAGAGUCAUGGUAUCUGCUCCAGUACUAGCUUUUGUCACCACCCACAUACUCUACAUUAACUUCUACAAACUCGACUAUGGUUGGAACAUGAUUGUGUGUGUGGCCAUGGGAGUAGCUCAGCUUCUCCUAUGGGCAAGAUGGGCUGCUGUCUCUAGACAUCCUUCUAACUGGAAACUGUGGGUUGUUGUGAUAGCUUCAGGCUUAGCUAUGCUUUUGGAGAUAUAUGACUUUCCUCCAUAUGAUGGCUAUUUCGAUGCUCACUCCAUUUGGCAUGCUGCCACGGUUCCUCUUACCGUUCUCUGGUGGAGUUUUAUUAGAGACGAUGCUGAGUUCAGAACUUCCAGUCUUCUCAAGAAAUCUAAGACAAAGGCGAAGUGAGAUUUGUCUUUAAUGUUUUUUCAAUGUUUUUUAUUCAGAGAAUUGUCUUGGCUUUGGUUUUGAGAUCAGUUGAGUUUUUGAUAUUAGUUUCUCAUUUAUUACACACGCUUUUGUCUAUCUUAUUGGAGUCUAGACUUUUGUUCAUAUUAUGAGAAAAUCUUGUGAUCUA